AAAUGUACCAAUAGUAACUGUAGAAGAGGUAGGAACUAAUAGUUAGGAAACGCGGUGAAGCGCCGGAGUUCUCGGUGGACAACUUCCGGUCCUGUGUGCGGUGAAAAUGUUGUGUGUGAGAGGAUUUCAGAGGUUAAAGGCGGUUUUAUCGCCGCCUGGAAACCAAAGUUUAAGAAGUCUCACAGCGUCAUCAGACGGAGUCCAACAGAGAGAGGAGUGGGUAAAGAUGGACAACCCGUUUAAAGAGCCACAGAAAGGCUGCAUCCUCUGCAACGUCCCGGUGGACUACAAGAACAUCCAGCUGCUGACGCAGUUCGUCUCGCCGCACACGGGCAGAAUUUAUGGCCGACAUAUCACCGGCCUGUGUGGAAGAAAACAAAAAGAAAUCUCCAGAGCGAUAAAGAAAGCUCAGUCAAUCGGUUUCAUGUCGGUGACUCACAAACAUCCACAGCUCAUGAAGGACCCAAACAUCUGUGCUAUCAACCAUCUGCAGUAGUGUUCAUUAAAGUCUGCUCCAGUUUCUGUUUUACCACUUCUACAAAGAAUAACUGUUUAAGUUCUGCUCUGUUGUCUUCACUCUUUGGCCGAGCUGUAUUCAGUUGGUUGGUCCUUUAAAUGUGUUCUGGGGAAUAUUUCAUCCUUUGUGGAUGUAAAAUAAAUCUACAUUAUAUUAA
Dicentrarchus labrax (European seabass) is the source of this 674-nucleotide messenger RNA. RefSeq names its product mitochondrial ribosomal protein S18C (gene mrps18c). The transcript has 6 exons. The record is from RefSeq and is a predicted model, not a curated record. Gene Ontology annotation, cellular component: ribosome; mitochondrial small ribosomal subunit. Lineage: Eukaryota; Metazoa; Chordata; Actinopteri; Moronidae. Gene Ontology annotation, biological process: mitochondrial translation. Gene Ontology annotation, molecular function: small ribosomal subunit rRNA binding; structural constituent of ribosome. The coding region runs from base 107 to 496 and encodes 129 amino acids.